Cuscuta campestris is the source of this 1463-nucleotide messenger RNA. The record is from the annotation of a GenBank genome assembly. Lineage: Eukaryota; Viridiplantae; Streptophyta; Magnoliopsida; Solanales; Convolvulaceae.
CACAUAAGUGUUCACUAAGACCCAAUCAUUAAUGGCAUCUUUCCAUGUUUGGAUUCUUCUGUGGACCAAACCACUAGUGUGCGUCACAUAUUUUCGUAAUUGGGCUUUAUUCGGGAUUCCCUCUUCCUUCCUUCCAGGCCACUACUCUAGUCAGCUUACAGAGUACUCUUUCCCUUUUCCGAAUUCCCUCCCCCAUUUGCAUGGGGCAAUAUAUACUGACCCGCCCGAACAUGAAGAGAAAUAGUAAGGAAAGAGGCCGGCAGAAGAAAUAUUAGAUAUUCAAAUUGCUUAAGCAUGGGCUUUACUAGCAUGAUUCGCAGAUUUCUAUGGAAGGAAGAAUUAACAACUGAGGAAUGUGAAGAAGAAGAAGCCGGAAAAGUGGAGUCAAUCUGGAUUUACCCAAUCAAAUCGUGCCGUUAUAUUUCUGUUUCCGAAGCUGCCUUCAGUUCUACUGGGUUUCGGUGGGAUCGUCUAUGGCUGGUGGUGAAUUCAAGUGGGAGAGGAGUCACUCAAAGAGUUCACCCCAAGCUUGCUCUGGUUGAAGUGGAAUUGCCGGCUGAGGCUUUUCGCGAGGACUGGGAGCCCCAAAGCGACUCGUUUCUAGAGAUUAGGGCUGCAGGAAUGAAUGAUGUUCUGAAGGUCCCAUUGAUCGAACCUUGUUCUGUGUCCGAUGGUAUCGCUCUGUGGAAUUGGACUGGUUCUGCCUUGGACGAAGGGGACGAAGCAGCCGAGUGGUUCACCCAGUAUCUGGGCCAACCUACCCGACUUGUGCGCUUUCAUGAAGCAUCAGCGAGUAGGCCUGUUCCUGUGGACAAGUAUGCUUCUGACCACAAGAUCAAGUUUAAUGAUGCCUAUCCAGUUCUCCUGGCAUCCCAGAAAUCACUGGAUGCUUUGAAUGAGAAGUUGGAAGAGCCUGUAUCAAUGAAUAGAUUUAGACCCAACAUUAUUGUGGAUGGAUGCGAACCAUUCGCUGAAGAUCUUUGGAAAAAGAUCAAGAUAAAUGGACUGAAAUUUAACGCUGCCCAACUAUGUGAACGCUGUAAGGUGCCCAGAGUUAAUCAAGAGACUGGAGAACUGGGAUCUGAGCCAACUCAAACUCUUAUGAAAUUCCGCUCAACCGAGAGCUUGCGUUCAGAUAACAAGCCACCUGGAAAGGUGUACUUCGGACAACUACUUGUCUCAAGUGAUCGCUCCCUUCAAGCUAAAAGAAAAGCUAUUAAAGUGGGAGAUCCAGUUUAUGCCCUCAACAUGGUGUCUUCCUAUGACGAUGUUGCAUUUUGAACUCAGAAUGAGAAGAAGGUCCAUCUCCAUGCUGUGUAACUUCGGAUUCCCCAUAAAUAAAUUGCUUGUACUAUUCCUCGAUUAGCUAUUCUGCUUUGCUUGCCUUUAGACAUGGUGAGCCGUCCUAUUGGUUGUAAAUUGUAAUCGAACCGAAUCAAACUAAAUAAUCUAUGAACUUGAUU